Molecule: messenger RNA, 1149 nt
Organism: Sugiyamaella lignohabitans
Lineage: Eukaryota; Fungi; Ascomycota; Dipodascomycetes; Dipodascales; Trichomonascaceae
Exons: 1
Coding region: 1-1149 (382 amino acids)
Source: RefSeq, a predicted model, not a curated record
AUGUCUAUACUUGAAAUAUUAGCAUGGAUCGUUUUGGCCAAAAGAGACAAAUGCGAGGCUGGUGGAUCUUUUCUUGACAGAAUUACGUUUGCUUUAGCUUUGCACUUUUACAAAUUUUGUACUUUUGUGGAUUGUUUGAUACACGGACUCUCCAGAACAGAGGUACUAAUUUCAAGAGUAAGAGAACCACAGAAAACACAUGUCUUGAAGCAAUUGAUAUGGAACGUAUGGGCACAUAGCCAGCUUCAGGACCUACAGGGCGAAUGGUCGAACGAACAGGAGCUGCCUUUAGUUGGAAAGACAGAUAAUAUAGAUAGCUCUUUUGUGGGACUGUUGACUGAUGUUCCUCAGAGCAUUGGUUUAGUGUAUGAAGACCUCUUGGAGAGAGCUGCUAAUCCAACGACCUGGUCUGAUGGUAAGGACAGAUAUAUUGAAAUUUACAAUUCUGUGUUUCAAGCUACAAAUGAAGCUGAAAUUGACAUAGAAGAAUCUGUGAUACUCUCUAGUGGACUCCGUCAUAGACGCAAAACGGGCAGGGCUUUAUCAGCCAACAAGACUACUGAGGAGGCAGUUCCUGCACCGAAGCCACACAAUCGUGGUAACCUUGAUUGGGUGGCUCUAGGUUUUCAAGGUUCUGAUCCAGCAACGGACUUUCGAGGAAGCGGUAAGUUCGGUGAAGAGUGCUUUUACAGAUUCUGCACAGUUACAAAUCCGAAAGUAGUAUUGAGGACUAUUAUGCUUCAGUCAGGCUCUUUUAACUCUGGACCAGUCGUCCUAUCAAAACCAUGGUACUCUGUUGCUCUGGUUUCUAUUCAUCUGAGCCAAUUUAUUUUAACCUUGAUCCAGCGUGAUACUACUCGUCUUGCCUUUUACCGUGGUGUGCUAUUAUCCCUGUCAUUAGAGAGCUUGAAUGGAGCAAAUAAAUUGGUGGAUAUCGAAGAUUGUAUAUACACUCUGCACUCUACGUUACUGACCAAGUUCCAUAAGACAUGGAUGGAAGCUGUCGCUAAAGGUGAUAUCACAAGCGUUAUGGAUACCGAACCUUUCUUGGAAAAUUUUAAAACCACCAUGACUGAGUGGCUCUGGCUAGAACACUCGUGGGCAGUUGACCCAGAAGACACAUACGAAAUCUUAGAAUUCAGUGAAUAA